Molecule: messenger RNA, 631 nt
Organism: Salvia hispanica
Lineage: Eukaryota; Viridiplantae; Streptophyta; Magnoliopsida; Lamiales; Lamiaceae
Product: histone H2AX-like
Cellular component (GO): nucleosome
Molecular function (GO): DNA binding; structural constituent of chromatin; protein heterodimerization activity
Source: RefSeq, a predicted model, not a curated record
UUUCAAUCAUUCGUCACUCUCCAAAAUCCCUCAAUUCAGUCCAAGGGUUUGCAAGCUACCAAUCAACCGCUUCACUGAUAAUGAGUUCCAACGCCGCAUCUACCACCAAAGGCGGAAGAGGCAAGCCCAAGGCCUCCAAAUCCGUCUCUCGCUCCUCCAAAGCCGGUCUCCAGUUUCCCGUCGGCAGAAUCGCGCGUUUUCUCAAGGCCGGUAAAUACGCCGAGCGCGUCGGAGCCGGCGCCCCCGUCUAUCUCUCCGCUGUCCUUGAGUACCUCACCGCUGAGGUGCUGGAACUUGCUGGAAAUGCUGCUAGAGACAACAAGAAGAACAGGAUUGUUCCCCGUCACAUACAGCUGGCAGUGAGGAACGAUGAAGAGUUGAGUAAGCUGUUGGGGCAUGUGACGAUAGCUAAUGGAGGUGUUUUGCCAAAUAUUCACCAGACUCUGUUGCCGAAGAAGACUGGCGGAAGGGAUAAAGAGAUCGGUUCUGCGUCACAGGAAUUUUAAGGUUUUUGUUGUGAAUUAAAUUCUGAUUUUUGGAUGGGUUAUGGUUUGGAAUUUGGAUCGUUGGUCCAUAUAUACAAGGCCUCCCUAAUUUUUGCUUGGAUGAAAUAUAUAUAGUCGUUUGUGAA